AUGAGUGUGACGCUAUCGUGCCGCCCCGCAGCCGUCUGUUUCGGCAUGGGUGUAGCUGUACUUGCUUCUGUAUCAUUCUCUAGACAUAACACAAAACUUUGGCGUGUGUUUCGUCAAGCGUCUGCAAAUUGUCGGGCUCGUCGUGGUCUGUGCAGUUCGAGCUCUGAACGGUUUUCAUCGCGUGCGCGGCUGUUGCCAUGUGUUAAGGAACUAGAACAGAUUGAAGCUAGUAGACUAAGUAAACAGAAGAUUACAGUUGUUCAGCUGAACAUCUUGGCGAGUAACUUGGCCACGCGAAAUCACUUUCCGUACGUUAUUGAAUCAAGCUUGAACUGGGAGAAUCGAAAGAUGGCGUUACUUCGACAAUUGGAUGCUCUGGAUGCGGAUGUGGUGUGUCUUGAGGAGCUGAGUGACUACUGGACAUUCUUUAAGCCGAAACUGCAAGACCGAGGAUAUGAAAGCGUCUACGUUAAGCGUCCGUCUAUUCACGUUUCAAACUGGUCUGGCGAGAAGAAACACGAUGGUUGUGGGAUUUUUUACAAAAAAGAAAAGUUUGAGCUGAAAGAGUUUGAAGCUGUAAACUUCCACGACCCUCACGACCGAGUGGCUGUUUUGGCGUUACUGAAGAUGCGUCACUUUGCGCAGUUCGUUUUGGUCGGCUGCACGCAUUUAUGGUGGAAUGCCAAGAAGGUAGAUCACCAGAUGGCUGAGGUGUUUGAGCUGGAGGAAGAGGUAAUCCGCAUGAGUAGUGAUGUGCAUGACAAAUACGAGCGUGACUUGGCUGAGACCAUUACUGGUUCAAACAGCGUCCCAAUCGUAUUAUGUGGUGACUUUAAUAACUCGCCCGAGUCACCAAUUUACGAGUACAUGGAGAAUUCAUUCAUGCAGAAACCCAAUCUGGAGGGCGUUAGCGAAGUAUUUCGUAGCGCCUAUGCGUUUUACAAACCUAAUGCACUAGCGAGUGCAUUGGAAGACACAGAGGAAGUACGUCAGUCGUUCCAAGUAGAAGAAGGCAAGAAGGCUGAACCACCACAUACUACUGUUAAUUUUCGUCGUUGCUGGACAAUUGAUUACAUUUGGUACUCGAAAAGCAAUUUGAUUCCAUCCCGUGUACUGGAGAUCCCGUCAGAAAGUGACUUACGUGCUGAAGAUGGACCAGGCAAUUGGUUUAAUCGAUUGGCCAUGUCGGACAGUUUGAAUCCUUCAGGUCGUUUACCAUCAGGUCUUCAUGGUAAUUAUAAUGGAAUACCUAACUCUGUCUUUGGCAGUGAUCACGUGCCCAUCAUGGCCGAGUUUGAAUUCCUCUGUGCUCUUGAUGAUAGUCAAGUUGAAAGCAAAGAGGAAUGA
Messenger RNA from Peronospora belbahrii, 1347 nucleotides. NCBI's taxonomy places the organism in Eukaryota, Oomycota, Peronosporomycetes, Peronosporales, Peronosporaceae. The record is from the annotation of a GenBank genome assembly.